Gaeumannomyces tritici R3-111a-1 is the source of this 3222-nucleotide messenger RNA. Its product is annotated as STE/STE20/YSK protein kinase. Bases 562 to 2592 code for a protein of 676 amino acids. Gene Ontology annotation, biological process: protein phosphorylation. The record is from RefSeq and is a predicted model, not a curated record. The transcript has 4 exons. NCBI's taxonomy places the organism in Eukaryota, Fungi, Ascomycota, Sordariomycetes, Magnaporthales, Magnaporthaceae. Gene Ontology annotation, molecular function: protein kinase activity; ATP binding.
GACCUCGGGAUCGCCUCGCUGCUCCGUCAUUCGUGCAUGAUGCGUUUCGCCAAACAAAGUUCCCAUCGUGUUCGACAAUGGCCGAAGAUUCCCAUAGCCAACGAUUCCCCAGACCGGCCCAGGCACAGCCCUGCUUGUUCGAGCGACGACCGGGGCUGCGCAAAGCUCCAACCCAGCUGGUCCAGGAGCACAGGGGUUAGACACGGGUUGCCCGGUUGCCAGACCCGGCCCAAGCUCCCAUCCCAAACAAAACAGUCGCCGCAGCUAUCAAGUACGCAGGAAAAAAAAAAGAAGCGAAUUUGCGCAUCGCAAACACUCUCCAACCGACAACUCGUGCCCUUUUUUGCGACUCCGUCUGCCCUCCCAGUUCUCCGUCCCUCCACACAUCCGCCAGUCUGCAUUUUUACCGCGGCGAAGCAACGCAAGCCCGCGUCCGAAUUUCCUCACUCAUCUCUUGUCUCGCAUCCAACCGCGCACUCAUCCCUGCCAGCACCUGCAUCAUCGUGAAGAGUCUGCAGGAAGUGUCUGGGGCGCGGCCCGAGCUGAGAUCCACCGGGCAAGAUGGCUGUGGACGGAGGCCUGGCGAGCCAGUACCAAGUGCUUGAGGAACUUGGGCAGGGCAGUUUCGGUGUCGUCUAUAAGGCCAUCGACAGGGCGACGGGCGAGACAGUUGCGAUCAAGCAUAUUGACCUGGAGUCAAGCGAAGAUGACAUUCAGGAGAUCCAGCAGGAGAUCUCGGUGCUGAGCACCUGCGCCAGCUCCUUCGUCACCCAGUACAAAGCAAGCUUCUUGCGGGGGCACAAACUAUGGAUCGUCAUGGAGUUUCUUGGAGGUGGCUCAUGUCUCGAUCUGCUGAAACCUGGCAACUUUUCCGAAGGCCACACCGCCAUCGUGUGCCGCGAGCUCCUCCGCGGGCUCGAAUACCUGCAUGCCGAGGGGAAAAUCCACCGCGACAUCAAGGCAGCCAACGUGCUGUUGUCGGACCAGGGCAGCGUCAAGCUGGCCGACUUCGGAGUCGCCGCCCAGUUGACCAACAUCAAGUCGCAGCGAAACACCUUCGUUGGCACCCCAUUCUGGAUGGCCCCUGAAGUUAUUCAGCAGGCUGGCUAUGACUUCAAGGCCGACAUUUGGUCGCUUGGCAUCACCGCAAUGGAGCUGGCCAUGGGCGAGCCCCCCAAUUCGGACCUCCACCCCAUGAAGGCCCUCUUCGAGAUCCCGAAGAAGGCUCCCCCGCGUCUGGAGGGCAACUACAGCAAGGAAUUCAAGGAUUUCGUCGCGCAGUGCCUCGUCAAGGACCCGGAGCGAAGGCCAACUGCGAAAGAGCUUCUGAAACACAAGUUUAUCCGGCUUGCCGGCAAGAUUGAGGCCAUGCAGGAGCUCAUCGAGCGGAGGCAGGCAUACGACGCGCAGAACAACCGCAAGUCCCACCCCGUCUACUACCAGGAGACCCUUCAGUCCAUCCCACCAAGGGACGACUCGGACGAGUGGGUAUUCGACACGGUCAGGUCCGUCGCGCCUAAGAAGGCGACGGUCCGGCAGCGUAAGAUAUCAUCUGUGUGGGCAGCAGAAGACUCGAUGCGACGCCUCGACAUCAAGGACGGUCCUUUGCAGCCUUCGUCUCCGGGUGCUCCGACAGGAACGGUGAGGCGCAAUGUCGUCAAGCGCCAGUCGUCGUCAGCGUCUCAAUACCCCUCCAUGAACCAUUCACCACAUUCAUCCAUCAUCGUACACAAGCGUCCUCUGCAGCCGGACCUGUCAUUUGGAAAUAGCGGUUCCACAAUGCGCCUGUUCCGCCGCGUGCCCUCGGACGGCUCCAUCCCAGACAUCGCCACCGAUUCCAUCAACUGUGGCAGCAACAACGAGAACCUGCCCCCCUCCAUGGCCUCCGGGCCGGUCGAGCCCAGCACCAAAGAGGGCGUGCUCGGCAGGCGGCUCUACAACAAGGCCAUGGAGCCAACCAUGGCCGAGCUGCAUGCCCAAACCUCGACACUGCAGAAGCGCUCGGCGCUCGCCAACCUCGCAGACGCCCUGUCCUACCUCGACGCCGUUGACCCGGACGGCAUGCUCCACUUCCUGCGCAGCAUCAACGCGGCCGCCGCCCAGGACCCAAAGCUCGCCGCCGCCGUCCUGCCCGCCACCCCGCAGCCCAAGGCCCUCCAGCACGCGCGCGACGGCACACCCUCCUCGUCGACCCGGCCGUCGUCGCAGCACAGCGCCGUCAGCAACCCGAGCAGCGCCAGCACCAGCCCCACCAAGCUGCAGCUCAGCGGCGCCAACCCACACCUGCGGAGUCAGAGGCGGCGGCAGAAUAGUAGCCUCGCCCCCUCGGCUCUGGCCCUGACCGGUGACGCCCAGCAGCCCGCCGCGUCCUCGCCCGCCGGCAGCCCGACCAAGAUGUCGGCGCUCGACCGCGAGAGGAUGCAUGACCUGCAGAGGGCCACGCUCCGCUCGCGCGGCCUGCCGGGCGGGGGCAAGGACCCCAGGCCCGGCAUGGAGCACUACAAGCAGCUCUCGGACGUGCUUUAUGGUCGCUGGGCGCAGGGCCUGGCCACGCGCUUUCCGGCCUCGAAGCCUCAGCAAGACGACACAUGAGACUGGUCGAUGUGGUGAUUCUGCUUUUUUUUUUUGGGGAGGUACCGAAACUUCUUGGCUACAUGCCUCGGCCGCCACUGUGCAAGAAGCUCAACGGGGUGUAUCAACAGGACGGCACUCGGCCAAGGCCACAAUGGGCUUGCCGAGUGCCAUUUACCAAACUGCAGCGACGUCCAAGCGAGCGCAUAAUAUCUGCCACCUUGCCACUUGGCGCAUAGAGUCGAGGUUGUCUACUCUGCGAUGCCUUGGUUGUCAUUUGGUUUUUUCAGCGCUUCUUUUUUCCGGGAUUUUCUGGCUUUCUGCUCCCAUUUUCAUGUCCUUUUUUUCAUUGCUGUCUCUCAUGACGCUGAAGACGCAAUGAUUCCACGGUUGUCCUUUUGCUUUGAUCAUCUCCGUCGGUCAACUAAUGUGCGUCAUGUCAGAGGGGGGGAUCUCUGGGGCUGGGAAAGGGGAAAGAUACCGAUCAAAAGGGUUUUUGAUUUCUCUGCGUGGCGUUCUUCCUUCCCUAUUUGUACAAUUUCCUUGCUUUCCUAUUUGGCCAUUUCUUCUUGGCUUUGUUCAGAUAGCUGAAACAGAGGUCCUGCUUGGGCCAGCAUUUUCCUCACGGCAUACCUGCUCAUGUGCUUCCAU